AUGCAUAAUAAGGAUAUAAGCUAUUAUUUCUGCAAUAAACCGUGCUUCAGAUUAGUGAUUACAGCGUGUAUAGUGCUGUCACAUCUGCAGAUAACUUCGCCGACAAUCGCCCCCAAUAUUUAUAAUGACAACUACGAAGAGACAGGUGCAGAAAUUUACAAUUACCAGUGUUUGCCGAAACGAGUUGACUCGUUAUUUGCUUCCAAUACGUACGGAAUCGGCUUACAAGUGACAUCAUGGCCGUCGCAUCAACUCAUAUCUCGAAUAUUUGCUUUAUUUCUACGCGAGGUUCUCAACUAUGAGAAUGUGUACUUAUUCCCAGUUAUGUUCAAUGGAAAUCCCAAUGAUGUCAACUAUGAAGCGAUGAAGCUCACCCAUAUUAUGGACUUGAUCAAUAAUCCCAAAAUUCUUAUGAUGAAUGUAGGUCUAUGGACACCAGUUGGAGGACAUUCGGUUAUACCGCAAAACGUCCAUGCUGCCGGUACCUCAAUGUUUCCUGGGCGAUUUGGGUGGUUUGCUUCGCCAGUUCACAGUAAUAUAUCGGGCCCAUCGUUGGACUAUUCAAUUUUUCUCAAUUACACAAAUCCCCAGUAUAAACAAUUUGUAUUGGAUGAAGGAGAAUUGCGCCACUUAUUGCAGGAUAGCGGAUCCGAAUACUUUCAAAGCCGACUCUGCAAAGAGAUCCGAUGUGCUAUUCUCUUGGCCGAAAACAAAAACGACACGUCCUUUGUUCAACACCAAAUCGAGGAAAUGAAUGCGUACCUCAAUAUCGUCUGGCUUGGACCACGUUUUCGAUCCGAACUUGAUCGAUUAAAUUUUCGCUAUAGAUCAGACUCCGAUAAACGAUUUCUGAUUUUGCAUUGGACUCCAUCUGACAUAAUAUACAAUGCGAGACCAGCAUAUGAGUAUAUUACGCUGCCACUGUGCGAGGACGCCCGUUCGCUAUAUCUAUCAUAUUGCAAAUAUGAGUUGACACCAGUUAUAAAAUAUUAUGCCAAAGGUGUUGAAAAAGACGAACGAUUGAUGUUUGCUCUACGUUAUUUUUGGAUUUCUGUGGCAGAUAUGGAUUAUCUUUACAAUGAAUUAAAGGAGCAACGAAAUUUCAGUCAUGAAGGUUUUGAAAUGUACGAUAAGAUAGCUUGCAAAUGGAUGCAAAAGCAAAACUUUGAGAAAAGUACAUGGAUUUUGAGGAAACGCAAAACAUUGUCGGUCGGUGGCAUAUUUCCGAUCUUAGAAAACAGUCGGGGACAUCAAAAUCUCAUUCAGGCUGUGCGAAGAGCCGCAAAUGUAAUCAAUGACAGUACCAUAAUUCUCCCCCACUACAAUUUUCGUGUCCUGGAGAAUGAUGGCGAGUGCAAGGCGGACAUAGUAAUGAGGACCUUCAUUCAUUACUUCAACGACCCAGAUGUUAUUGGUGUUUUGGGUCCAGCAUGUAGUGAGACGGUUGAACCCAUAGCCGGUAUAUCGCGGCACACCAAUAUGGCAGUAAUUUCAUAUUCAGCUGAGGGCGCCUCAUUUCUCGAUCGAGAAGCCUAUCCCUUUUUCUUCCGCACAAUUGGUUCAAAUAGACAGUACGAAGAUCUCUAUAUUAGUUUUAUGAAAGAAUUUGGUUGGAAGCGUGUUGCCGCCAUUACCGAAGACGGUCAGAAGUACACCGAAUAUAUUUCACAUAUGGAAACAACAUUGAAAAAUAAUAAUUUUGAACUUAUUGCAAAUAAAAAGUUUUUGAAUGAUGUUAAUUCGCAGCAAAUGAAGAAGCACCUGGAAGAUUUAAAGCAGAGACAUGCCCGAAUUAUAAUCGCAGAUAUUCACAACAAAUACGCGGCUAUGUUAUUGUGCGAAGCUUUCAAGCUAGAGAUGACAGCGUAUCAGGGAUAUGUCUGGUUUCUACCAUCGUGGCUCUCGAAAGACUUAAACUCGCUGGUUAUUGAGGGUAAUAUUAAUUGCACAAUUGCGGAAUUGGAAAAGGUUUUCGAAGGUCAUUUUAGUAUUACCCACUUACCUUUCGGAAAUAAUGACACUAUGAUGCAAGAAAAUAUUACAAUUAAGAACUGGAUAGAUUCAUACAGCAGCAAUGUGAAGGACAUUUCCCAGUAUACGGCAUUCGCGUAUGACGCUGUUUGGGUAUACGCCAAGGCAGUGGAUACAAUUCUAAGCGAGAACAACGGUGUGGUGGAUUCUUUCAAAUCAAAACAAAUGGUGAAGCGUCUGGUAGAUAUUAUUUGGGAAACGGAUUUUCAUGGACUCUCUGGAAGAGUGAGGUUUGGUGAAGGCGGGUCGAGAAUAACGGAUUUAAUUGUAACCCAAUGGCGUAAAAAUCAAACAUUCGUAGUUGGAAAGUAUACACCAAAAGUGAUUGGUAGCGGAAGGAAUUUAAGAACUAAUGGUGGCGAUUUAAAUAUUGGCAUGGCUCGCAUUGUCUGGUUAUCAGAUACUAAGCCACCAAGUGACGGGACAUUUGAUUGCACUUUUUCGUCACUGGCAAAGAUGAUGCACGUGGAUUGCGAAAAGGCUAAUGUGCUAUUUACGACCUUUGUUUGUAUGGCGGCGGUAAUAAUAGUUUCAACGGUUUCAUUUCUCUUCUGGAAACGCCGAUAUGACAGAAAACUAAAAGAAUCGGCGAGGAUCAUGAAGAAUUUUGGUAUUGAUUUGCUGUCUCCAUCGAACAGUAGCGCAAACACUUUGGACAAAUGGGAGGUACCAAAAGAAAACGUUGUCAUCAAUCGAAAAUUAGGUGAUGGAGCAUUUGGCACAGUUUACGGUGGCGAAGCUCUAAUUCCCGCUGAAGGUUGGACUGCAGUGGCUGUUAAGACGCUCAAAACAGGAGCGUCUACUGAGGAUCGACUGGACUUUUUAUCCGAAGCUCAGGCGAUGAAGCUCUUCAAUCAUAAAAACAUUGUAAAACUAUUGGGAGUUUGCCUUCAAUCGGAGCCAAUCUAUACUAUUAUGGAAUUCAUGCUUUAUGGAGAUCUGAAGACUUAUCUUUUGGCUCGCCGUCACUUGGUCAAUGAACAAAUUAGCGACGACUCCGACAUUUCAUCGAAGCGUCUUACUAGGUACGCCUUAGAUGUGGCAAAAGGUCUAGCUUAUUUGGCACAACAGAAAUACGUUCACCGCGACAUUGCCUGUCGCAAUUGUCUGGUUAGCGCCCAGAGAACUGUUAAAAUAGGAGAUUUUGGCAUGGCACGACCAACAUAUGAGAGCGAUUACUACCGGUUUAAUCGAAAGGGAAUGUUGCCUGUUCGCUGGAUGGCACCAGAAGCUUUAGCCCUCGGCAUGUUCACCCCUGCGUCCGAUGUUUGGGCUUUCGGGGUUGUACUUUUCGAAAUCAUUACAUUCGCUUCAGUUCCUUAUCAGGGACUGACAAAUAAUCAGGUUCUGGAAUAUGUCAAAAAUGGCAAUACACUACAAGUGCCGGUCGGCAUAAAACCUCAGUUAGAAGCUCUGAUAAAUGCAUGUUGGAAUCGGGACCCCAAGAAAAGGCCAACUGCGUCUGACAUUAUAGAAUACAUAUCGAAAUAUCCAAGUCUUCUAACUGCAUGUUUGGAUUUCCCUAGUGCCUCAGUUGAAAUGCCCGAGACUGAAUGUGACGAAUUUGAGCUACUAUCGAAUGUUCUUAGAUGUUCGCCGCCAGCUAAUGACUCUGAUUUAGACGUUGUCGCCCAAACCUCGUUAGCUGAUAGAUUCGUAGCUACUAACAACGAGAGAAAUGCCUCCCAGCCGAUAAACAUCGGCAUGGACCAAAUCAACCAGGCAGCGACUUCCGAGCAGUAUGCUUCGCUAACACCAACGACGCCAGAUGGCUACAGUAUUAUGUCACCACUUCUCAAUCAAUCAACCAAAACGGUUAUUCAAGAAAUUCAAUUUUAA
Messenger RNA from Musca vetustissima, 3870 nucleotides. Its product is annotated as atrial natriuretic peptide receptor 1-like. The transcript is spliced from 7 exons. Gene Ontology annotation, molecular function: transmembrane receptor protein tyrosine kinase activity; ATP binding. Gene Ontology annotation, cellular component: signaling receptor complex. Gene Ontology annotation, biological process: positive regulation of kinase activity; protein phosphorylation; cell surface receptor protein tyrosine kinase signaling pathway. NCBI's taxonomy places the organism in Eukaryota, Metazoa, Arthropoda, Insecta, Diptera, Muscidae. The record is from RefSeq and is a predicted model, not a curated record. The coding region runs from base 1 to 3870 and encodes 1289 amino acids.